Messenger RNA from Anopheles darlingi, 1124 nucleotides. Its product is annotated as glyoxylate reductase/hydroxypyruvate reductase-like. The record is from RefSeq and is a predicted model, not a curated record. The transcript is spliced from 4 exons. Lineage: Eukaryota; Metazoa; Arthropoda; Insecta; Diptera; Culicidae. Gene Ontology annotation, cellular component: cytosol. Bases 163 to 1119 code for a protein of 318 amino acids. Gene Ontology annotation, molecular function: glyoxylate reductase (NADPH) activity; hydroxypyruvate reductase [NAD(P)H] activity; NAD binding.
AUUUACUUUUAUGACUCUGCCAGUGUAGUGCGAACAAGAAGAAUCGCAGCUGACCUAAAUGCUGGUCGGUUUGUGAUAUUUUGAUUACGCUUCCGAGGUACACGCUAUCAAGUGCCGGUUUUUGAGCAUACUCUAUCUGUUUUUCCGUUAAAACUGCGGAUCAUGCGAUCCAAACCGCGCGUCUUGGUGACGCAUCACCAAGUGCAACCGGUAGCACUGGCCCUGCUCCGCCAGUAUUGCGACGUGAUUGUUCCUGCCGCACAGUUCCCAACCAGGGCGGAGAUACUCAGUCUUUGCGCUAACAUCGAUGGUUUACUGUGGACCAGCUACAAGAUGAAGCUCGAUCGUCAAGUCCUGGAUGCGUGUGGUUCCCAGCUGAAAGUGGUUUCGCUCACGAUGAACGGCGUCGAUUGUGUGGAUACGCGCGAGUUGGCCAAACGUGGCAUUCCAUUGGGACACACGCCAUCCAUACCGAACGGGGCCGUUGCCGACAUUGCCAUCGGGUUAAUGAUUGCCGCCAGUACGGGUUUCCUAGCGUUUGAGGAUUCUUCGGAAUUUAGAACCGAACAUCCAAUUGAAGGAUCCACAGUCGGUAUCGUUGGGCUGGGUGGAAUAGGACUGCUCGUAGCCCGAAGGCUACAAGGAUUUAACGUGGACAGCCUACUUUACUGUGGUCACUCGGCAAAGGAACAGGCGGCGCAGCAACUAAACGCGCAGUUCGUGACGAAGGAGGAACUGCUGCGAUGCUCGGACUUCGUGUUCAUCUGUUGUCCUUUAACGGUGGAGACGGUCGGUAUGUUUGAUCGUGAUGCCUUCGCCAGCAUGCGACCGAAUGCGGUACUCAUCAAUGUGGCCCGUGGAGCGAUCGUCGAUGAGCUGGCCCUGAUUGCUGCCUUGAAGAGCGGACAAAUUAGAGCAGCUGGUUUGGACACUGUUACCACGGAGCCGGUACCUCUCGAUAGUGAGCUCUUUCAUCUGCCGAACUGUGUAAUGGUUCCUCAUCUGGGUACGGCAACAAAGAAGACGCGAGAUGCAAUGGCUGUUCGGGCAGUGGAAAACUUGCUGGCUGGACUACGUGGUGAAUCAAUGCCGUCACAGUUUAUGUCUUUCAACUACUGACCGAU